Messenger RNA from Umbelopsis ramanniana AG, 2262 nucleotides. RefSeq lists its product as uncharacterized. NCBI's taxonomy places the organism in Eukaryota, Fungi, Mucoromycota, Umbelopsidomycetes, Umbelopsidales, Umbelopsidaceae. Gene Ontology annotation, biological process: carbohydrate metabolic process. The coding region runs from base 208 to 2121 and encodes 637 amino acids. The record is from RefSeq and is a predicted model, not a curated record. Gene Ontology annotation, molecular function: hydrolase activity, hydrolyzing O-glycosyl compounds. The transcript has 3 exons.
CAAGUGUUCUGGCUGGUAGAGCCAAUCCCUUCAUAACCUGUUUUAUUUUUAAUAUGGAUAUGAAAAAUUCCUUAUAACUAGGCACCUACCGGUUGGCCAUCUUCUUUCGAUCUUACAGUUUCCUUUCUUUUCCCACUUAGGGUAUAUAUCCACACACACACCUCUUGUCAGAGAGAAUCCCCCCACAUCUCGUAAAUUUCAGCACAGAUGUAUAUACAAAAAGCCAUCUUAUUGGCACUUGUGGGAGUUACUGCCACAGUUCGAGCUCAGACAAACGAGACAAGCGAAGAGGAUGGCAGUCCGCUUUUGACGCCUUCCAAACCUCCGCUUACAGAGCCAUAUGUUGCUCCUACCGAGCCUAAAUACAAUUAUGCCGAAGUGAUGCACAAAUCAUACCUAUUUUACCAUUCCCAAAAAUCGGGUCAUUUGCCCUACCAAAGAUUGGCCUGGAGAAGCCACUCUUGCAAAAACUGCAUUGGUGCACACGGUGAAGAUUUGAGUCAAGGAUGGUAUGAAGCCGCCAAUACCAUGAAGUGGGGUCUUCCAUAUGGUUUUACUGCCACUCAACUUGCAUACAACAUCUUUAUGUUUGGAGAUGCUAUGAAGUCUGUUGAUGAAUUGGCCGAAGGUCUUGAGUUGAUGAAGUGGGGUGCUGAUUAUCUCAUCAACGCUCACCACAAUGAUACCCAUUUUGUCGGUCAACUUGGUGUAUCCGCGUUGGGACCCAUUUCCAAGCAAAUUGAAUUGGACGUUGAUUUCAAUUACUGGGGUCCUCCUGAGGAAUAUGAGGAUUGGGUUCCUACCGGUCUUCCUCAUACUGCUUACUACAGCUCUGCCGAUGAUCCGGCGUCUGAAAUUGCUGGUGAAUAUGGUGCAGCCAUGGCUGCUACCGCUGCUAUCUGGAGAGAAUACAACUCCACUUAUGCUGACGAGCUCAUUGAUCACUCUAUUCGACUUUACAAAUUGGCAACUGAACAUCCUGGUUCCUAUGUCAACAGUAGCCAAAAUGCAUUUGAGUGGGCUACCUUCUGGUACCCAUCCACUCGCUAUGAAGAUGAAAUUGCCUGGAAUGCAGGAUGGUUGUAUGCUGCUACCAAGGAUCCCCAAUGGUUGGAUCAAGCAAAAUAUUGGUACCAAAAGAGUAACGAGUCGUGGUACGAAUACUCUUGGGAUGAAAAGGGUGCCGGUAUGCAUGUUCUGAUGUAUACACUCACCAAGGAUGAUUUCUUCUACAACAACGCUGUGGAAUAUUUCGAUUUCUUCCUCCCUGGACCCAAGCAACAGGCCAAGUUCACUCCAAGAGGAUUGGCUUAUGUUGACCAUUGGGGCUCUGUUGGUUAUUCCGGUAACAUCGCUUUCUUGAUGUUAGCCUUUGCCAAGUCUUUAGGAUGGGAUCAUCCCAAGUCUAAGGAACUGACCACUUUUGCCAUCCAACAAAUCAACUAUGCUCUCGGAGAUUAUGGCUACUCGUGGGUCGUUGGCUUUGGAGACAAUUAUCCACAAAUGCCUUACCACAAGUCUUCCUACAACGCCUACAUCGAUUAUCCUAUGAGAGGAAGAUUCCAAGAUGAGGUUGAGGGUGAUUUCACUGGAUCCAAGACUAAGCAACGAUUCAUCUUGUACGGAGCAGUAGAAGGAGGACCUAAUAUCGAUGACACAUACCAUGACGAUCGUUCAAACUAUGAAUACUCUGAGGUGACACAAGACUACAAUGCAGCAUGGACCGGCGCCAUCGCAGGAUUGAUUGACUAUUAUGGCUUUGACAAAUUCGAGCCUUACACUGACUGUGGGUUGGACUUGGGCUGGACUCAUCCUAAUGCCUCUGCUCAACCCGUAUGGCCAGCGGAUGAUUGCUACCAUACCUGCAACAAGGGAUGUCCACGUGGCCAAAUGUCUUCCAGUCACUCAUGGAAGAUGUUGAUGAACAAGGUUAACUUUGACGGCACUCCGAUUACCAACCAGAAAUUAGUCAGUACCAGCAACAAGAAGGCGAAUGUCUCCGUCGCCGGGGAUAAGAACGCCCCCAAUGCUGCUUCCUCCAAAAGCAGCAGCGGUAACAGCAGCAAGGCCGUGGGAAGUCUACUUGGCCUUGUCAUGAUCAGCUUUGCUUUAUUGUUUUAAAUUAAAUCGAUAUCCCAUAUACACAUAAAAAUCGGAGAUACGGCUGUUUAGAAAUAGAAAGAAACAAUAGACGAAUAAAAAGCUCACGCCAUCUUUCUACAUCCUAAGCUGCCCCUAUUACUGAUGUCAUUACGGAAGCAU